AUGGUCGGAAAACGGAAGCGCGAGACCACUGUUGUCUCUAAGCCUAAAAAGAAGGAGAGUCCUCCUCCCGCGGACAAUGCGCAGGACGUAUUCCGCAAACUUUUCGAAGCGCAGUUCGAGCCUCUUGAUUUGCCAGGCCAUACCGCCAAACCCGCCCAUUCUACGGAUUCCGAGGGCGACGAGGACGAGGAUGAAGAUGAGGAUGAACUCUCUGGAUCCGAGCUUGGCUCAGAUGAUCUAUCCGACUUCAGCGACGUGAGCAAUGAAGUCGAGGUGGUGGAACACACGGAUGCCCACAUGGCACCAGAAGACCGAAUGGACAAGAAGACUCGAAAAGCGUUUUUGAGUGGAAAAUUAUUAUCUAAUUUAGAGAAACCGAGUGCCAACUCGGACGACCCUGCAACCAAGAAGGAGGAGGAGGACGAUGCCCACGACGCUGUGAACUUGAAGCACGAUCUCGCAUUACAGCGACUUCUCAAGGAAUCUCACCUCCUCGAUUCCGCAGACGAUCUUGCACCCACUGGAAAGAACCGUCUUAAGGCUCUGGAUAUGCGCAUGCAAUCCCUCGGAGCUAAGUCUUCGCUUUAUGCGCAGAAGAUGCCAGAUGCGCAUCGACGUGGCAUCAAUGCCAAGGCAGCUUCGAAGGAAGACAAACGCCGCCGUGAAGCUAAGGAGAACGGCAUUAUUCUCGAGAAACCUAACAAGGCCUCCAAAUCGAACAGUGGGCGACGAGAGCGUGGUGUUGGAGGUUCCUCCGUGGGCAAAUUCUCAGGGGGUACAUUGAACCUGAACAAGCAAGAUAUUGCUCAUGUCCAGGCCUCGGGACGCCGAAUGACUGGUGGCAGAGGGAAGGGCAAGUCCAGAGGGAGGGGUGGAAGCAGAGGUGGAGGGAGAGGCGGCAGCCGUUGA
Messenger RNA from Penicillium canescens, 909 nucleotides. RefSeq lists its product as uncharacterized. Gene Ontology annotation, biological process: maturation of SSU-rRNA from tricistronic rRNA transcript (SSU-rRNA, 5.8S rRNA, LSU-rRNA). The coding region runs from base 1 to 909 and encodes 302 amino acids. Gene Ontology annotation, cellular component: nucleolus. The transcript has 2 exons. The record is from RefSeq and is a predicted model, not a curated record. Lineage: Eukaryota; Fungi; Ascomycota; Eurotiomycetes; Eurotiales; Aspergillaceae.